Messenger RNA from Linum tenue, 1933 nucleotides. The record is from the annotation of a GenBank genome assembly. Lineage: Eukaryota; Viridiplantae; Streptophyta; Magnoliopsida; Malpighiales; Linaceae.
ACCAGAAGUCACAAUUAGUGGCCAAGCAGCCGUGGUAAGGAGGAGAACAGAAGAUCGCUAGAUCCAACUCGGGUCCUAACUUCUACCCAUCAUCAAUUUUGCUGCUACUUUUGCCCCGCCGGCGAUCGCUCUCUUCCGGCCGGUGCUGCCACUGUCGUUGCUUCAGUUUACUCUGUUCGUAGUCUUUCGUGGAGGUACUUUGGCGGCCGUCAGUAUCCGUGUUUUGAUGCUGAAGCUGUCUCUCUGUUCGAUUGGUGAAUGAAGGGAAUUUAGCGGAUUAGGGUUUUGGGUUCUGUUGUUUGGUUAGCUUCAUGUCGAUUCAUGUUCAAUCAAAUGGGGAAUCUUAACAAACGUAGCAGUCCUUUGAUGCAGAUGGGCUCUGCUACUGAGGUUCAAACAAUGAAUUCCCCUGGAUUGAUUAUCAAGAACACCGAUUCAAUUCGAUGGUUUCUCCGUUCUGCAUCCAAUGAGACACACCUUCCUCUGGAGCUAAAAGAUGCUGCAUCUAGGUUGUUGUCACAGGACAAUGUGCACUAUGUGUCUCUCCGAAGUAUAUGGACGGGAUCUCAGCCUUCCAGCCGUCCAGAGUUGAUGCUUCUCUUAUCAGGAUCUGAAUUCAUCUUCCCCACCCCUAAACCAAGAGAAAAGGGCGAAGAACUAAAGGCGAGAUUGAGGAAACUUGAGGAACUGGCUGAGAGAAAGGCCUAUCAGGAGCUAGUCAAGGAUAUCACGCCAAGCAAAGAAACAACUGAACCUUUCUCUUCUUACAAGGAUCAGCUCGGCUUUGGUAUAGUGUACUUAAAGAGUUCACAUUUCGUUCUUCCGUUAUUGAUGUCUUGGCGCAAAUCCAAAUUUAGAAAGAACAUUGAUCAAUGUGGUUUAUCGCGGCAACACAAUUUGAUUGGUAGAGAAAUAGGAUGCUUAUGUUAAGUAAUAAAUGAACUUGAUCUUAGUCUUUUGACUCUUUUCCCUUAAUAUACUUAUAUUAUCUGAAUACAUAACUGAAUCAUGUUCAAUAUGUUGACUGCACAAAUUAUGAGUUCUUAUGCAAAGGUAGGAUAACUCUCUCGGGAGGAUUUGUGCAAUUCUAGAAAUAUUUACCAUCAUGCUUGAACCAACUCUCUACAGGUCUGCAUGUUGGUCUCACCAUGUUCACUGGAUAUUUAGUUGGGUAUGCAGCAUUCAGAGCAUUGUUUGGCCACAGUCCUGCCAUGAGCGCUGCUGGUGGAAUUCUGGGAUUGGUGGGCGCGAUGCUUUUGGAAACACUCCUUUUCAUUAUUAGAACAUCUGAUCCGGCUCCCAAAUCAAACAGAACCAAGCUAAAGAAGCCAUAGACUGGUACUUCAAUUACGUUUUUAGAUUUCCAUGAUUGCUCAUCAUGGACUUAAUUCAAAACCCACGCAAUUGAGAAGCUGCUGGACUUUUCAUCGGACUGUUGAAUGCAUGCCAUUUCAUAUCACUCUGGCUUGUAGUACGUACCAUCUCAACGGCAAUGGUUUUCUGAGUGUUUGGCUUCAGCAUAGGGAAGUAGCAGUAAGAAAAAGUGCUGCUUUGCAGCUUCAGCUAUGAUCUGACAUUCCCGGUUUGCAGUUUGGAGCUCUAAUUGCAGGCAGAAAGCGAGUUGCCUCGAUAGACUAUGUGCAUGUACAAGGUUAAUGGUUGUAGCGUUGUAGUUCCUGUAGAUAUUACAGCAUUGUGAUCAAAACCGCAGUCUAUCUUACUGGGGAGAUGCGGUACCCAUAGAGAACUCAGAAUCCAUUUUAUUUUGGGAAAAUGACCAACAUGGUUUGGGUAGGUUUUCUCCUAAACUCCACAACAGAUGUAAUAAUUUUGAUACGAGUUUGGUAUAUUAAGUAUCUAUAUCGAAACCACUUGUUUAACGCUCUGUUUGAAAACAAGGGAGGUGCAAAUUGCAGGAGGGUGCAAGUUGAGG